UAGUCGGAAGGUCGGAGUGUGCGGUGAUGGGAGUGAGGUGACGGGCCAAGAAGACGCAGGAGGAGGCUUUGUACACACUGCAAAGGGACGGCCUGACUGUUGGGGACACCGCCGCCUGCGGGGUGCAUCGGUACAAAGUCCGACCGGAUCCCUCGACUGUCGCCACUCCUCUCCGCCCAGGAGCUCCGAUGGCGGCGGCUGCGCUGAGGGACCCGGCUCAGGGCAGUGUGACCUUUGAGGAUGUGGCCGUGUACUUCUCCUGCGAGGAAUGGUGUCUUCUUGAUGAGGUUCAGAUACACCUGUACCUUGAUGUCAUGCUGGAGAACUUUGCCCUUGUCUGCAUGCUGGGUUCUUGGCGUGGAGUCGAUGAAGAGACACCUUCUGAAGAGAACAUAUGUGUGGAGGGAGUAUCACAGAUUAGGACCCCCAGGGCAGGUUCAUCUCCCGAGAAGGCCCAGCCCUGUAAGAUGUGCGUCCCAGUCUUGAGAGACAUUUUGCACUUGGCUGAAGAGCAGGGAACAAAUAGGGGCCAGAAAGCAUACACAUGUGGGGCAUGUGGGAAACAGUUCUAUUUCACUGCAAACCUUCAACAGCACCAGAAGCAGCACAUUAGAGAGAAACCCUUCCGAUGUGAUGUGGGGAGACUUGCAUUUUUGAAGAGCUUCACAGUCUACGCUUCAGGGAAUCUCUCUGUGUACAGUGAAAUUGGGAAGAAAUUAGCAGCCAACAUGGGACUUCAGCAACAGGCCAGUAAUAUCAGGAAGGAACGAAACAACAGUCACGAGUGUGAAGCUGUUUUUCACAGUGGAACAAUUAAUCGGAGCUGGGGAGAAGGCAAGAAAGCCUCCAGCCACACAGAUAUGUGUGAGAGAGUCGUCACUAGUGAAGGGUUUUGUGAGUGCAGCAAAUGUGGGAAAGCCUGCACCCAAAGUUGUAAUCUUAUGCAGCACCAGAGAGUUCACACUGGAGGAAAGCCUUAUGAGUGCAGCGAAUGCGGAAAAUCCUUUAGCCGAAGCCACCACCUCAGUGUGCAUAGGAAGAUCCACACCGGAGAAAAGCCUUAUGCAUGCAAGAAAUGUGCUAAAUCUUUUCUCCAAAGGUCCAGCUUCAUUCAACAUCAGAGAGUUCACACUGGAGAAAAGCAUUAUGAAUGCAGUGAAUGUGGAAAAUCUUUUAGCAAAAAGUCCAAUUUCCUUCAACAUAAGAGAGUUCAUACUGGAGAAAGGCCUUAUGAGUGCAGUGAAUGUGGGAAAUCCUUUAUCCAUAGAUGUCAACUUUUUAUACACCAGAGAGUUCACACAGGAGAAAGGCCUUAUGAGUGCAGUGAAUGUGGGAAAUCCUUUAUUCAUAGAUGUCAACUUCUUAUACACCAGAGAGUUCACACAGGAGAAAGGCCUUAUGAGUGCAGUGAAUGUGGGAAAUCUUUUACAGUUAGGUCUGUCCUGCAAAAUCAUCAGAGAAUUCAUACUGGAGAAAGGCCUUAUGAGUGCAGCCAAUGUGAGAAAUCCUUUAUCCACAGAUGUCAACUUCUUAUACACCAGAGAGUUCACACAGGAGAAAGACCUUAUGAGUGCAGUGAAUGUGGGAAAUCUUUUACAGCUAGGUCUGCCCUCCAAAAUCAUCAGAGAAUUCAUACUGGAGAGAGGCCUUAUGAGUGCAGCCAGUGUGGGAAGUCCUUUAUCCAUAGAUGUCAACUUCUUAUACACCAGAGAGUUCACACAGGAGAAAGGCCUUAUGAGUGCAGCCAAUGUGGGAAAUCUUUUACAGCUAGGUCUGGACUCCAAAAUCAUCAGAGAAUUCAUACUGGAGAAAGACCUUAUGAGUGCAGCCAAUGUGGGAAAUCCUUUAUCCAUAGAUGUCAACUUCUUAUACACCAGAGAGUUCACACAGGAGAAAGGCCUUAUGAAUGCAAUGAAUGCGGGAAAUCUUUUACAGCUAGGUCUGCCCUCCAAAAUCAUCAGAGAGUUCACACAGGAGAAAGGCCUUAUGAGUGCAAUGAAUGUGGGAAAUCCUUUAUUCAUAGAUGUCACCUUCUUAUACACCAGAGAGUUCACACAGGAGAAAGGCCUUAUGAGUGCAGUGAAUGUGGGAAAUCCUUUAUUCAUAGAUGUCAACUUCUUAUACACCAGAGAGUUCACACAGGAGAAAGGCCUUAUGAGUGUAAUCAAUGUGGGAAAUCUUUUACAGCUAGGUCUGGCCUCCAAAAUCAUCAGAGAAUUCAUACUGGAGAAAGGCCUUAUGAGUGCAGCCAAUGUGGGAAAUCCUUUUUCCAUAGAUGUCAACUUCUUAUACACCAGAGAGUUCACACAGGAGAAAGGCCUUAUGUGUGCAGUGAAUGUGGGAAAUCUUUUAUUCAUAGAUGUCAACUUCUUAUACACCAGAGAAUUCACACAGGAGAAAGGCCUUAUGUGUGCAGUGAAUGUGGGAAGUCCUUUAUUCAUAGAUGUCAACUUCUUAUACACCAGAGAGUUCACACAGGAGAAAGGCCUUAUGAGUGCAGCCAAUGUGGGAAAUCGUUUACUGCUAGGUCUGGCCUCCGAAAUCACCAGAGAGUUCAUACUGGAGAAAGACCUUAUGAGUGCCGUGAAUGUGGGAAAUUGUUUAUUGUUAUUUCUGGCCUUAUUAAACACCAGAGAGUUCACACAGGAGAAAGGCCUUAUGAGUGUAAUGAAUGUGGGAAAUCUUUUACUGCGAGAGCUGGCCUCCGAAAUCAUCAGAGAAUUCACACAGGAGAAAGGCCUUAUGAGUGUAAGGAAUGUGGGAAAUCUUUUACUGCGAGAUCUGGCCUCCAAAAUCAUCAGAGAGUUCACACAGGAGAAAGGCCUUAUGAGUGUAAGGAAUGUAGGAAAUCUUUUACUUCUAGGUCUGGCCUCCGAAAUCAUCAGAGUGUUCAUACUGGAGAAAGGCCUUAUGAGUGCAGUGAAUGUGGAAAAUCUUUUAGCCAGAGACAAAUCCUCAGUACCCAUAGGAAAAUCCAUACUGGAGAAAGGCCUCAUGAGUGCAAAGAAUGUGGUAAAUCUUUUAUCCAAAAGUGCAGCUUAAUUCAUCAUCAGAGAGUUCACCGUGGAGAAAACGCUCUAUGAAUGCAGCCGAUAAGGACGCCACUGGGGUUCGGAGGAGUUUGACAUGGUAACAGAAUGGGAGGAACAGGUGCAGUCAUCAUGCAACAGAUGGACCAUUUCUAGAGAAGAAACUCAGGGUGAGGGAAGGGGUGUCAUCUGCUUGUGAACUCCCAGCAAUGGACAGGGAUUUAGGAUACAGUGCUAGGUUGACUGGUUCAGGCCAUGAGGAGUCUGGCCACAGCGCUCCUCUCUCACUCCCUACCCUGCUUUGGGGACUCAACACUUUGUCCAUUCGGACACCCUCUUGCCACCCUCACACAGACACAAAGAGUUCUGCUCAGGACACCCCCUCCUCCCCGCAUGUGACUGGACAGGACUGUCGUUUCACUGGGAACAAAUAUUGAUGGCUUUCCUAUGAAGGAUCCGACUUAUGUACCCGAUCAUGAUCUGGUCCUGCUAACUCCAUGCCACAGGUGUGCAGUAGAUGUGGGGCAGCCAAAAUCGAGAAACAGACUCAACCUUGGGAUGUGGAUGUGACCCAGUCCCAGGACAGAGAAAACUAAUCAAUGUAGGACACCACAUUAACAGAAGGAAGGAUGAAAAAUAACAUGAUCAUCUCAGUAGACAGAGAAGAAGCAUUUGACAAAAUUCAGCAUCCAUUCAUGAUGAAAACCCAUCCAGGUGGGUAUAGAGGGAACAUAUCUCAAUAAAGGCCAUUUAUGACAAACCCACAGCAAACAUCAUACUGGUGGAAAGCUGAAAGGCUUUCCCCUAAAUUCAGGAAGAAGAGAAGGAUGCCCACUCCCACCACUUCUAUUUCACAUAGUAUUGGAAGUCCUAGCCCCAGCAAUCAGACAAGCAAAAGCAUCCAAAUUCGAAGGUAAGAGGUAAAACAGAUAUUUUCAGAUAACAUGAUACUUUAUAUAGAAAACCCUAGU
Messenger RNA from Eubalaena glacialis (North Atlantic right whale), 4000 nucleotides. RefSeq names its product zinc finger protein 211-like. Bases 189 to 3083 code for a protein of 964 amino acids. Gene Ontology annotation, biological process: regulation of DNA-templated transcription. The transcript is spliced from 3 exons. NCBI's taxonomy places the organism in Eukaryota, Metazoa, Chordata, Mammalia, Artiodactyla, Balaenidae. The record is from RefSeq and is a predicted model, not a curated record.